Tetranychus urticae (two-spotted spider mite) is the source of this 1220-nucleotide messenger RNA. Its product is annotated as bridging integrator 3. Gene Ontology annotation, cellular component: actin cytoskeleton; cytoplasm. The record is from RefSeq and is a predicted model, not a curated record. Gene Ontology annotation, molecular function: protein binding; lipid binding. Gene Ontology annotation, biological process: endocytosis; plasma membrane tubulation; actin cortical patch localization. Lineage: Eukaryota; Metazoa; Arthropoda; Arachnida; Trombidiformes; Tetranychidae.
UUUCUUGAGGAAGACGAGAUGAAAAUAACUUUUAAUUGAGAAGGAUUCUUAAUUAGUAACCAUAUAGCCUAAUCGAUUAUCUUCAAUUUUAUUAGAAAUAAUAUUUUUAAUACUUCAAACUACAUUGUGGUGUACCAGUUUGAUACCUAGUUAAAAAGGAUAUUCAAAAUGAGUUGGAAUCCUUUGCGAAAAAUAACCUCAUCAUUCGGUCAAUCAUCUACCCCCGCUACGCCUUCAGCUCCCAAUCCAGACUCGAUUUUAGUCAAUAUUAGUGGUAUAGAAAGCUUUGGUGGCAGCAACACUACAGAUGGAGUACUGAUGCCUGAUGAAGUUAACAAAUUAACACUCAGAGUAGAUUCUGUUGAUUCGGCAACAAAGAAAAUUCACAAGAGUGGGAAAAAAUUAAUGGACAGUAUAAUCAAAUUCAGUCGUCAUGAAUGCAAGUUAAGUGAAGAUCUGGCCAACAGUUUACUGUGUCAGCAAUAUUACCCAGAAUUCCGUGAGUUGGUUCAAGAUUGGCACACAUUUAACAGUGAAACUAGCGAAUUCGGUGAUAAUUUAGGAGUGGCAAUACAGAAAAUGAUUGUUGAUCCAACAAAAAAGUUACAAUCGAUAUUGACUGAUGUUAAAAAUGAAUUGAACAAACACAAAACUCUUUCAGAGUCAUUAACCAAAUUAAAUAGCAAAGUCUCCCAGCUAAAUCGUAAAGAAAAAACAGGGAACGUUUUUGUGGCCUUGGAAAAAACGAAAGCUCAACUUGCUGAAACGGAAGAAAAAUUUGAAAAGCAAUCAAAGCUUAUCACUGGUCAAAUCCCUGCUAUAAUUGAUUAUCGUAUAAAGUAUUUUCAACCCUGCCUUGAAGGAUUGAUUAAAUCAGAGUUGCUCUUUUGGGGCGAUUCUUUUGCCACAUUCAAUUCUCAUUCAACAAUGACAAAUGAAUCCCAACAAAGAUCAACCAAAAAUUGGAAUGAUUAUGCAGCUAAACAAAAUCAACUUCUCUCGUCUAUUUCAUCUUUAUCAAUUGUCGGUGAAAAAGGAGGAUGACUGAUGAUCCAUUUAAAUUGUAUUUUGCUUUUUCGUUAGUCGCUUUAUUUAGUGUUAUCAAAUCACAAUUCAACGCUCAAUUCAAGUUUGAAUGUAAAUUUAUUUACCUUGUUAAAUUUUUAUUUCUAACUCAUUCAUCUGUAAUUCAUACAAAGUAUAAAUGGAUGUUAUUAUUU